GUUUUGUUGCAGUUUGCUAACGGCUAACACGCUAGAUGCUAAAACCAAUGGUCCCAAAAACUACAUGAUCAUAUUCAUAUUUCUAUGAGGCUAAGCGGGUGCUUGUUGAAAAUGUGUUGUGGCGUUCUGGAAGAGACCUUCGGCGGUCCGUCCUUCGAUUUGGCUCAAGUGCGGAUGGGGCGUCCGUGGUGAUCGCUUGCCUGACUUGCAUGUUGAUCGUUCGCAACUUUUCUCGGUUCUUGGUGACAAAACUCAUUGAAACCGACAGCUCCACUACUCCGUGUGGGUGUGCGAUGCUGCUUUUAAACCUUGCGAUAUAUUCCGAUAUUAUCUGGAAAAUGGUCAUUUGCGUGAAGUCUAUCGGGAUUUAAAUGUACAGUGGACCCCCGCAUACUCGCGGUUGUUACCUAUUUUGGGAUUCCUCCCCCCCCCCCUUUUUUUUUUUUUUUUUUCCCCCACUUUUUCCAAAUUCAUUUUUUCUUUUCAAUUUUUUUCUGUUUUUCCUUAUUGGCGGUUUAUCCCCCCUCUUUAGGUUUGUUUGUUUUGUUUUCCAACAUCGGGCGUCAAUUAUUGCCCGCAAGUCCCUAUCCUUUGCUAAUAGCAGACGUCCACUGUUUUGUAGUACUGUGCACGUUAAUAGUCCUGCCAGACUUCACAUUAAAAUCAUUUAUUUUCAUGCGUAGCGAGACUGUAGUACUACUACUGACACAUUCCUAACACGAUUCUUUUUUUCUUUUUCUUUUUAAUACAUGUUUUACCAUAAUAUACAUUCCUAUUUCUAUAUUUGAGUGCAUUAGUUAAGCUGAGGUGCAUUCGUUGCAUGCUGAAGAGCGAUACAUUGCACGCAGGCAUGCAAUUGUGUCCCAUGUCCUCGUUAAUAUUUAUCAUACUAGAAUAUACAAUAAAUAAAUAACACUGGGCUGCUCUGUUUGAAGGUUUAGAUUUAGCAUAUCAUCAGUGCUAAUUGUGCAUGUCUUUUUGCAUUACUCUAUGUUAGCAUUAAGGUAGCAGACGUUCUUUAAUUCUCUUGCUCUGCCACUGGCGACUAUCGAAGUCAGGUAUCCCCUUUAGGCGGGCCGGGAAUGGAACAUGUGAAAUUCUAUGUUUACAACUGCAUUAUGUCCAGGAAAAGGAACGUGCCGUCUCAGUAGCAUGAAAAAAUGUUACCAAAGUUGUAUUCGAUGCAAGCUCCAUGAGUACUCUUGUCUUGUCUUGCCUGCCGGUGGGCGCUUAUGACUUUAGAAAAGAGACGGUGGCUUCGCGAUUACCACAGCCCGCCGGAGCCCGAGCCGCCCAUAGUAGCAUUGGAACAUGGACCCCAACGUAGAAGGGGAAAAAAUGCACAGCUGUCAUUGUCCACAAGAGACUGCUGAAGAGCCAAUGUGCAGCAGUUUGACACAUCGACGCAUCAUCAUGUGCGUCAGAAAGAAAUUGUCUUUGUGUUCAUGGAAAUUGGAUGCAUCGACAGUCCUAGUGGUAUCGGAUGGGUGACACGCCGGGAGAGACAAACUUCUACUCCAACGCAGAGGGCUACUGGAAGGAAGUUCCGCCGACCGUGGACGGCAUGCUGGGGGGCUACGGGAGCAUCUCCAGUAUCGAUAUAAAUGGAUCCAGGGCUUUCCUUCGCAAAUUCCUCGGAGAAGGCGAGGGGAAGACAAGUGCAGGCUGCGCUCUGGACUGCGGCGCAGGUAUCGGGAGGAUCUCCAAGCGUCUGCUGCUGCCUCUCUUCAAAACCGCGGACCUGGUGGACGUGACGCAGGAAUUCCUGGACAAAGCUAAGACGUACCUGGGAGAGGAUGGAAAGCGAGUGGGGAACUACUUCUGUAGCGGCCUGCAGGACUUUGUACCAGAGAGUGGACGCUAUGAUGUCAUCUGGAUCCAGUGGGUCAUUGGCCACCUGACCGACAACCACUUGGUGGAGUUCUUACGGCGCUGCCAAAAAGCCUUGCGACCCGAUGGCCUCAUCGUCAUCAAGGACAAUGUUUCAUACGAAGGGGUAGUCCCGGACGAUGAGGACAGCAGUGUAUGUCGAGACCUGGAAAUAGUCCGUAGCCUGGUGAGCAGAGCGGGUUUGAGAAUCAUCUACGAGGAGCAACAACGUAACUUCCCAAAGGAGAUCUACCAAGUCCACAGUCUGGCACUCCGAUAAGAAGUGCGCCUACUUUGGCAGAGUGCCAUUUCUGAUAUUUAAUAUGAUGUUUCUAGUCAACAGUCCUGACAGGACGGGCACUUGUUGAUGCGUUCUUUAGUAUGUUUUGACCGUGGAGGUCUGGGCGCCAUCAUCAUCUUCAACUGUAUCUUUGAACGUUUCUUCCAGGCUAAGUUAUCAGUCAAGUCAUUUUAACGUGAAGCUAAUGGAGGUACAUGAAGAACCUUUUCUUACACACGGUUCCAACUUAGUUCGUCACAGUUGGACUUCAACCGCCGCCUCAAUUACAAAUUGGACUGCCUCGGUCGUCACGACGACUUCGAAGCAGAAACUUUGUCACUGACCAAUAACGACUGCGUCUUAUAUCGGAGAGAUGUGAACACUUUUAUAAUUCACUGUAAGUGCAGGCCUUUGUAAUCAAUGCUUGAAUUGUGCAUUUUAGAACAGUAAAUGUUUUUCACGAGAUCAUACCACGGUAUCAGCUAAAUUAAAAAGCGGUGUUUCUCAGUA
Messenger RNA from Phycodurus eques (leafy seadragon), 2659 nucleotides. It is a transcript of the gene ntmt1, whose product is annotated as N-terminal Xaa-Pro-Lys N-methyltransferase 1. Bases 1484 to 2149 code for a protein of 221 amino acids. Lineage: Eukaryota; Metazoa; Chordata; Actinopteri; Syngnathiformes; Syngnathidae. Gene Ontology annotation, molecular function: N-terminal protein N-methyltransferase activity. Gene Ontology annotation, cellular component: cytoplasm. Gene Ontology annotation, biological process: N-terminal protein amino acid methylation. The record is from RefSeq and is a predicted model, not a curated record. The transcript has 4 exons.